This is a messenger RNA of Raphanus sativus (radish), 1353 nucleotides long. RefSeq names its product myb family transcription factor PHL6. The transcript is spliced from 7 exons. Bases 126 to 1211 code for a protein of 361 amino acids. NCBI's taxonomy places the organism in Eukaryota, Viridiplantae, Streptophyta, Magnoliopsida, Brassicales, Brassicaceae. Gene Ontology annotation, molecular function: DNA-binding transcription factor activity; DNA binding. The record is from RefSeq and is a predicted model, not a curated record.
ACGCUCCAACAAGUAGAGACAGGAGACACAAACACAAGUAGUCGUAUCGUAGUAGUGAAAAACUUAUAAAUCAAUCUCUUCCUAAUCUCUCAGGUCGUUCGUGUUACAUCCGUAUUUUGCAAAAUAUGAACAGCCAUAGCCUCUUCUUGUCCAUUAACGAUGGAGGAAACACAACUUGUUGUUCCUCCUCCUCUCUAGCUUCCCUCCAUUCUGAAACCACAAGAAGCUUUCCGUUCAGACCAUCGCAUUUCUCAAAUGGAUCAUCAUUCUCGAGGUCUUCUGCCUUCUGCAACUUAUCCUCAUCUUCAAGCUCUGACACUAAGAAACAUCUCGGGUCCACUCUUCCCUUCCUUCCAAAUCCUUCUCCAGCUGCUGCGAGUUUCACUUUCACUGAGGAGGAUCUUCUGAGCUUCUCAUUCGAAGAAGUAGUAGACACCUCUUUUCUUGCUUUGUCCGGAGAUGGAGGUUUUCAAGAUGUUGUUGACAACUUUUCCUUAUCGGAGGAGCAAAUGGAAUUGCAGUUCCUAUCUGAUGAGCUUCAGUUAGCUAUCACAGACCGUGGCGAGACCCCCAGGCUUGAUGAGAUAUACCAAGUGACUGGAUUGAGUCCUGGUCAGAACGGUCUUCCUACAGCAAUGCCUGUUUUAUCACAACAGCCAUCUCCAGGAGAAUCAGCAGCAGUUAACCAAAAACCAAGAAUGAGAUGGAGUCCUGAGCUCCAUGACUGUUUCUUAGAGGCCGUGAAGAAGCUUGAUGGCCCUGAGAAGGCAACCCCAAAGGCUGUAAUGAAGAUGAUGAAUGUUGAAGGUUUGACAAUCUACCAAGUGAAAAGCCACUUGCAGAAAUAUAGAUUAGCCAAAAACAUGCCAGAGAGAAAGGAAGAGAAGAAGAGUAGUGGUAGUUCAGAAGACAAGAAACCAGCUUCCGAUACAAGUGAAGCAAACGGUAAAAAGAAAGGAGCUAUACAGUUAACGGAGGCUCUCAGAAUGCAGAUGGAAGUACAGAAACAAUUGCAUCAACAGCUCGAGGUACAGAGAUCGCUUCAACUACGGAUAGAAGAGCACGCUAGAUACUUGCAGAAGAUCUUGGAUGAACAAAGCAAAGCCGCCGCCACCUCCAAACAAGAUUCUCAUCUUUCAUCAUCUGCUGAAGUCGAUGAAUGUGAAACUUCCCUAAAACGUCCAAGGCUUGAAAACUCAACAUCCCACUAGCUAGUAGCAACAUUACGCCUGUCAGAUGUGUAUUAUUUGAUGUAAAUAUGUGGUUCUUUGGUAGAUACCCCAAGAGCUAGUUAUAAUAUAAUAAUCAAGUGGUUUAAUAAACUCUAUCUACCUGCAUUUGGGAUUCUGAGAG